ACAUUUCGUGAUAAACCGUUUGGCUCGUUUCCCAUACCAGUACACGCCCACUGCCAUAUCUCUGUUAUACCCUCGGCUUGCCGUUCAUAUCGUAACCAACUUAUGCGCUCUCACCUUCGUCCUCCCUCUCACCAUUUCUAGACAGCAAGCAAUCAUGGCAACUACGGCGACGAUCCUGCAGGGUGUGACCAUCUCGGGCGCAAUUCAACCCGAGCACAAAAAGAUCCUGACGCCCGAAGCAUUGGCUUUCCUGACGCUGCUGCACCGCUCCUUCAAUGGCACCCGCAAGGCCCUACUCGAGCGCCGCAAGAUCCGGCAGGCCGAGCUCGACAAGGGUAUAUUGCCGGACUUCCUGCCCGAGACCAAGCACAUCCGCGAGAAUCCCACGUGGAAGGGUGCGCCGCCUGCGCCGGGAUUGGUUGAUCGCCGGGUAGAAAUCACAGGGCCGACGGAUCGCAAGAUGGUGGUUAAUGCUUUGAAUUCGGAUGUGUGGACUUACAUGGCUGAUUUCGAAGAUUCGAGUGCCCCGACAUGGGAUAAUAUGAUCAACGGCCAGGUGAACCUGUACGAUGCUGUGCGACGCCAGCUGCAAUUCAAGCAAGGGCAGAAGGAGUACAAGAUCCGCACCAACCGCGUGCUGCCGACCCUCAUCGUGCGCCCGCGCGGCUGGCACCUGGAGGAGAAGCACGUCAUCGUCGACGGCGACCCCAUCUCAGGUUCGCUCUUCGACUUCGGCCUGUACUUCUUCCACAACGCCUUCGAGAGCGUCAAGCAAGGCUUCGGCCCUUACUUCUAUCUUCCCAAGAUGGAGUCCCACCUCGAGGCCCGUCUGUGGAACGACGCCUUCAACCUCGCCCAGGACUAUAUCGGCAUGAGCCGCGGUACCAUCCGCGGCACCGUCCUCAUUGAGACGAUCCUGGCUGCCUUUGAGAUGGACGAAAUUAUCUACGAGUUGCGCGAUCACAGUUCCGGGCUGAACUGUGGGCGUUGGGAUUACAUCUUCAGCGUCAUCAAGAAGUUCCGUCAGAACAGCAGCUUCGUGCUGCCGGAUCGAAGUGCCGUCACCAUGACGGUUCCCUUCAUGGAUGCCUAUGUCAAACUUCUCAUCCAAACCUGUCACAAGCGCGGUGUCCAUGCCAUGGGUGGAAUGGCGGCCCAGAUCCCCAUCAAGGACGACAAGGCCGCAAACGACAAGGCAAUGGAGGGCGUGCGAGCCGACAAGCUGCGCGAGGUUCGUGCCGGUCACGAUGGCACGUGGGUGGCCCAUCCCGCCUUGGCCGCUAUUGCUUCCGAUAUCUUUAACAAACACAUGCCGACGCCCAACCAGCUGUUCGUGCGCCGCGAGGACGUUAAGAUUGGCGCAAACGACCUGCUCAACAUGAACGUGCCGGGCCAGGUCACCGAGGAGGGCAUCCGGAAGAACUUGAACAUUGGCCUAGGUUACAUGGAGGCUUGGAUUCGGGGCGUGGGCUGUGUACCCAUUAAUUACCUCAUGGAAGAUGCUGCCACCGCCGAAGUGUCCCGCUCCCAGUUGUGGCAGUGGGUACGCCAUAGCGUCACUACGGCCGAGGGCAAAAAGGUCGACAAGUCGUACGCGCUCAAGCUUCUCAAGGAGCAGACGGACGCGUUGGCCAAGAACGCGCCCAAGGGGAACAAGUUUGGGCUUGCGGCGCAGUAUUUUGCCGGUCAGGUCACGGGCGAGGACUAUGCUGACUUCUUGACUACGUUGCUGUACAAUGAAAUUACUGCUGUGGGGAGUGCGAGCCCGGCUAGUAAGUUGUGAGUCGCCCAAGCGGAUGGAUAGCAUAUAACGGAAAUGGAAAUCGAUCGAGUGUCCCAGGAUGGCUUGAAGAGUUGAGAGAAAUUUGGAUUUGUACUAUCUUAUAAUAAGGAGGUGAUUUCCGUCAUUGAUUAUUCGAG
Pseudomassariella vexata is the source of this 1920-nucleotide messenger RNA. RefSeq names its product malate synthase. Bases 155 to 1783 code for a protein of 542 amino acids. The record is from RefSeq and is a predicted model, not a curated record. Lineage: Eukaryota; Fungi; Ascomycota; Sordariomycetes; Amphisphaeriales; Pseudomassariaceae. Gene Ontology annotation, biological process: glyoxylate cycle. Gene Ontology annotation, cellular component: peroxisomal matrix; cytoplasm. The transcript is spliced from 5 exons. Gene Ontology annotation, molecular function: malate synthase activity.